Aricia agestis (brown argus) is the source of this 1657-nucleotide messenger RNA. RefSeq names its product threonylcarbamoyladenosine tRNA methylthiotransferase. The transcript is spliced from 8 exons. The record is from RefSeq and is a predicted model, not a curated record. Gene Ontology annotation, biological process: tRNA methylthiolation. Gene Ontology annotation, molecular function: tRNA (N(6)-L-threonylcarbamoyladenosine(37)-C(2))-methylthiotransferase activity; 4 iron, 4 sulfur cluster binding. Gene Ontology annotation, cellular component: endoplasmic reticulum. Lineage: Eukaryota; Metazoa; Arthropoda; Insecta; Lepidoptera; Lycaenidae. The coding region runs from base 21 to 1640 and encodes 539 amino acids.
AAAAUAUCAUAAAAAUAAAAAUGCCAGGUGCUUUUGCUGAAAUAAUUGAUGAUAUCGAAGAUCUUAUAUCUUCCCAAGAUAUAACACCAAAAGAACGAUACGCGAGCAGAAAAAAUGUAAGCGUUAGAUCGAAAAAGCGGGAAGUCAAAGAGAGUGAACCUGUUGAAAAGAUUGUUUUGGAAAGUGUCGUUCCAGGAACACAAACAAUAUACGUGAAAACAUGGGGUUGUGCUCACAACAACUCAGACUCCGAGUACAUGGCCGGACUGUUGGCUGCACACGGCUACAAACUCACAGAAGACAAGUUCGAAGCACAACUGUGGCUGCUGAACUCAUGCACUGUGAAGAACCCUGCUGAGGAUCAUUUCAAGAAUGAAAUAGAACUCGGACAGAGUCGAGGGAUCCAUGUUGUGGUAGCAGGCUGUGUGCCGCAGGGUGCCCCUCGCUCCUCCUAUCUCCAGGGCUUGAGUGUGGUUGGAGUGCAACAAAUAGACCGGAUUGUUGAAAUUGUUGAGGAAACACUUAAAGGUCACACAGUUCGUUUGUUCGGACAAAAAAAGGCUGAGAAUGGUCGUAAAGCAGGUGGUGCCUCACUUCUCCUUCCCAAAGUACGAAAGAACCCCCUAAUUGAGAUAAUAUCUGUUAACACCGGGUGCCUUAAUCAAUGUACGUAUUGUAAGACAAAGCAUGCAAGAGGAGAGCUUGGAAGUUACCCUCCAGAGGAAAUUGUGGAGAGGGCUCGGCAGUCGUUCAAAGAAGGUGUCUGUGAAAUAUGGCUGACGAGUGAAGAUACAGGCACAUACGGUCGUGACAUUGGCACAUCAUUACCGGAGCUUCUGUGGCAGCUGGUGGAAGUGAUACCGGAGGGCUGCAGGCUGCGGCUGGGGAUGACCAACCCGCCAUACAUACUGGAGCAUUUGGAGGAGGUGGCCAAGAUCAUGCAGCAUCCACGGGUUUAUAAGUUCCUCCAUGUGCCGGUGCAGUCUGGCAGCGACCAGGUGCUAGCGGAUAUGAAGAGGGAGUACAGCCGCGCGGAGUUCGAGCAUGUUGUGGAAUUCCUGAGAUCCAGGGUGGCAGGUAUAACGAUAGCUACGGACAUAAUCUGCGGGUUCCCUACGGAGACGGACAAGGACUUCGAAGACACCAUGACUCUCUGCCAGAAGUACAAGUUCCCUUCGCUGUUCAUCAACCAGUUUUACCCCAGACCAGGCACUCCCGCUGCUAAGAUGACUAGGGUAGCAACCCCCCAGGAAGUGAAGAAACGCACGAAAAGGUUAUCCGAAUUCUUCCGAUCGUACGAACCGUACGGACACAAAGUCGGACAGAUACAAGAGGUUCUAGUCACAGAUAUAUCACACGAUAAAAACUACUACGUCAGCCACAACCAAUAUUACGAGCAGGUUUUAGUACCCAAAGAUGAGAAAUAUAUGGGAAAAAUGUUGACUGUAGAAAUUAUUAGUGCAAGCAAAUUUUCUAUGAUGGGUCGCCCAGUAGACAAGCCCAAAAUGCCAGGCAUAGCUGCGCCCCUAAAGAAAGGACAGGUCUCAGGUUUCGAGGUGCAGAAAUCUAAGAUUGUGCCUAUACCGAUUUUGAUGUUACUCUUCGCGUGCGUCAUAAGAUUGUUAUGGAUAUAUUUAUAAAUAAAAUGUUUAUGUAA